AUGGUCUUAUUACUUUAUGUGGAUGACAUUAUUCUAACUGGAAAUUCAGAAGAUUUACUUAAUGAUCUUGUUAAUUAUUUGAGCAAUAACUUUGUUAUGAAGGAGUUGGGAGAUUUGCAUUAUUUCUUAGGUUUAGAAGCAAUAAGAUCAUCUGAUGCUAUUAUGUUAACUGAAAAGAAGUACAUAUUGGAAUUACUUGCUAAGUCUCAUAUGCUGGAGUGUAAUCCUUGUAGUACUACAGUUCCUAAAGGACCAAGAGUGUCAGUAAAUGAAGGAACUUUAUUGUCAAAUGCAACUAAAUUUAGAACUACAGUGGGUAUGUUACAGUAUUUUAGCUUAACUAGGCCUGACAUAUGUUUUCGAGUUAACUAUGCUAGUCAAUAUAUGCAUGCUCCUAAUGAUAUUCAUCUGCUUUUGGUAAAGAUAAUUCUUAGAUAUUUUGAAGGAACAAUUGGUUAUGGUAUAACAUUAAGAAAAGGAGAUGUUGAGUGCUCAACUGCCUACACUGAUUCAGAUUGGGGUAGUUUCCCUGAGACAGCUAGGUCUACAUGUGGAUAUACAAUUUUUAUGGGUAACUCUUUAAUCUCUUGGUCAAGCAAAAAGCAUCCUACCGUGUCAAGAUCGACAACAGAAGCAGAGUAUAAAUGUUUAUCAGCUGCAACUGCAGAAUUGGAAUGGCUUGGAUCUUUAUUUUCUGAGUUACAUAUUACACUUAAGAAGCCCAUAACUCUAUACUGUGAUAAUACAAAUGCAAUUUACUUAUCUGCAAAUCUUGUCUCUCAUUCCAGGGCCAAACAUAUAAAGAUCCACUAUCAUGUUGUGAGGGAGUUGAUUGAAGAAGGAUUUUUGACUGUCCAACAUAUUUCUUCAGAGAAUCAGUUAGCAGAUUUAUUCACAAAGGGACUCUGUGCACCUAUUUUUACUUCAUUGCUACAUCAGUCACUGGAACUUUCUUCAUCAGAUGAUACUACUUCUUCAGCUUCUACAACAAGUACUUCUUCCGCUGUUACAGAUUUAGAAGAAACUGCGGAGUUCUCAGUUUAG
Messenger RNA from Papaver somniferum (opium poppy), 1044 nucleotides. RefSeq lists its product as uncharacterized. Bases 1 to 1044 code for a protein of 347 amino acids. NCBI's taxonomy places the organism in Eukaryota, Viridiplantae, Streptophyta, Magnoliopsida, Ranunculales, Papaveraceae. The transcript has a single exon. The record is from RefSeq and is a predicted model, not a curated record.